Molecule: messenger RNA, 1350 nt
Organism: Mercurialis annua (annual mercury)
Lineage: Eukaryota; Viridiplantae; Streptophyta; Magnoliopsida; Malpighiales; Euphorbiaceae
Product: transcription factor bHLH84-like
Exons: 5
Coding region: 53-1054 (333 amino acids)
Biological process (GO): regulation of transcription by RNA polymerase II
Cellular component (GO): nucleus
Molecular function (GO): protein dimerization activity; RNA polymerase II cis-regulatory region sequence-specific DNA binding; DNA-binding transcription factor activity, RNA polymerase II-specific
Source: RefSeq, a predicted model, not a curated record
UCGAGCUUCUUCUAACUAUAAUAUAAUAUAUACUAAGCUUUAGAAAAAAUUAAUGGAGCCAAUUGGAGCAAGUUUGGAAGGUGAAUGGAGUUCUCUAAGCGGAAUGUACACUAACGAUGAGGCGGAUUUCAUGGCGCAAUUGCUCGGAAAUUGCCUCGAUUCGAGUUCGAGUUUCGGAGUUUCGUCAUCUUGUAAUAAUUUUUGGUCUACUAAUAACGAUAACAAUAAUAAUAAUAAUACUAAUGUGUAUAAUUUUUCACAAGGAAGUAGUAGUUGUAGUGGUGGGAGCAAUUUUCUUUUUUCUGCUUCAUCAAGUCAUCAAGAUUUAAUGUCGAUGGAUUUAUACUUGGGAGAUGUGAAUAACACGGCGUCGUAUCUCAUCGGAGGCGAAGAUUGCUCGAAUCAAGAAACGAGUAAUGGUAAUAAUGGCGGUGUUGAAGAAUUAUCCGGCUUGCCGGAUAAUAACUUGCAACUCAAGAAAGAAGAUGACAUUGCAGUAGCAGAAUUGCCUUUAAUGGAAGAUAAAAGUGGCAGUCAGAUUUUGAAGAAGCGAUCACGCAAUGCAGUUGAUAAGAACAAGAGAAAUGUUAGGCCAAGAAAGAAUCAGAAACUUGUUUCAAGCAGUAGCAACAUUGAUGAAGAAACCAAUGGCGGUCAUAACGGUCCGGCUUCGAGCAGUUGCUGCUCGGAGGACGACUCGAAUGCGUCUCAGGAACUAGGUGCUAGUUCAAGUUUGAGCUCUAAAGGGACCUUAGCUCUUAACUCCAAUGGCAAAACAAGAGCUAGCCGCGGCGCGGCCACUGAUCCUCAGAGCAUAUAUGCAAGGAAAAGAAGAGAAAGAAUUAAUGAGAGGCUUAAGGUUUUGCAGAACCUUGUUCCUAAUGGUACAAAGGUCGAUAUUAGCACAAUGCUUGAAGAAGCAGUCGCAUAUGUGAAGUUCUUGCAGCUCCAAAUUAAGCUUCUAAGCUCUGAUGAUCUAUGGAUGUAUGCACCAAUUGCUUACAAUGGAAUGGACAUUGGACUCGAUCUCAAGCUCAAUUCACUAACACGAUGAUGAUUAAAAUUUGGAGAAAAGGAAGAUUUGGUGCUUCAAAUUUCUGUCAAUAAUAUAUAAUUUUAAGUUAUAGAUAACAGUAAAAUAAAGUCAUUGAGAUUUCGUAUAACGGUGGCUUAUUGUGUAUAGGUUUAGAAACCCUCUUAAGGAAAAAUGCAAGAGGAGGCAAAUUUAUUAAUUAAAUCAUUUAUGUUAUUAGUUGAAAUUAUUUGAGGAGAGAUGGCUAUUGUGUAAAACUUUAUUCUUUCUGAGGAUAAUUGUAAUUCGGUUAUAAUAGAAGAAUUUUAACGAAAUUA